This is a messenger RNA of Clarias gariepinus (North African catfish), 4399 nucleotides long. It is a transcript of the gene rasip1, whose product is annotated as Ras interacting protein 1. Gene Ontology annotation, molecular function: GTPase binding. NCBI's taxonomy places the organism in Eukaryota, Metazoa, Chordata, Actinopteri, Siluriformes, Clariidae. Gene Ontology annotation, biological process: angiogenesis; signal transduction; regulation of GTPase activity. The coding region runs from base 401 to 3370 and encodes 989 amino acids. The record is from RefSeq and is a predicted model, not a curated record. Gene Ontology annotation, cellular component: cell-cell junction. The transcript has 16 exons.
UAUCUAUAGGCACAAAUCAGGAGUGAAAGAACAAACGAGGCAGCCAAACAGAGAAAAAGCAAAAGAAGACGUUUAGAAGUGUGGGGAAAUGUGUUUAAAAUAGUAUUUUUUAUUUUUUUUAAAGAAAUGGUUGGAGAACCAGAAAAUUGAUUUGGCCUGGAGAGAAUCCGGGAUCAAGCAUAGUAAGGCCGUUCCAAAAAAAUGGACUUAUCAACCAUCAUUUCUUUGAAAUAAGGACACAAAACUUGGAUUAAAAGUCGAAAGGUUUUAAAUAUAUUUGCUUGCUAUAGCAAGAAUCAUCAGGACGACAGCAUUGUUUAAGGAGAUUUUAUCAGAUUUAAUCCAAACGUGUCGCAGUGAGUGAGUCAGACUGAGUGUCAUCCGCUGCUAGACUACCAAGAUGGAGGAGUCUGGUAGUCCUCGCUUCAGCAAGCUCCAUUUCCCUGUGGGUUUGUGGAUAAAUUCCCCGCGGAAACACUUUGCCAAGCUGGGAGCACGUUGGCCAAGUGCAGCAUCAGUCAAAUCUACUACUAGCUCAGAUGCAGCCUCUGUGCCUGAGGCCCCGCCCCCAGCACCUCCUGCUGCCCUGUCUUUCUCUAGUCCUUCUGUUGCUCCACCCUCUCCUUCACCUAACCCCACCGUCCUUCGUCCUCGGCCAGCCAAUCAGCAGUCUCGUGCCAAGCGACUGUCUCACCUCUUUUUGAGAGGGCGGUCCAACAGCGAUCGUGAUCGAGCCAUUGGAGAACGUGAGAGAGAGUUGUGGGCUCAUUCAGCCACUCCAUCACAGCAUCACUACCUGCCCCCUGCAUCAUCAUCUGCCCCAGGUCUAGUGAAAAUUUAUGGAGAUGCUCUCUCAAGUGGAGCUAACUACCGUAGCCUGCUGGCUAAUAUCCACUCUACAGCACAACAGCUCAUCCAACAAGUCAUCACCCGAUACACUGAGAGAGAGCGGGAGAACGAGAGUGAUGACAUAGCUCUUCAGAAGCAUUUUCCAGAGGACUUCCUGUUGUGUGAUGUCAUUGGAAAGCCCAUUCAGCAGGCAGAUGGAGCUCUACAAUGGCAGACUGAAUGCCGGAGAGGUGUAGCACCUUGGGAAUGUCCCCUGCUGCUAGUCGACAUGUGGAGGCCCAAGGAGGGCUUCGAACGUCGAUUCGAGAUCCAGCGGCGUGACGAGUAUGAGAGGGAGGAGAGAGAAAAAGAGAGGGAAAGGGAGAGGGAAGGAGAGAACUACCAAGUGCGCUGGAGACGGAGUCGCAUGGCCUCAGGUGGUGGCCCAGAUGAGGAACGAGGUCAUCGGGGGCGCAAUACUGAACUCAGAAGGAGCAUCAGUGACAUGAACCUGACACUCAGACGUCGACAAGGAAACCAGGCCAACAACGACUCCAGACGUAGUGGCAAUGCAACAGGCAGUGGUGGAGCACAGGACAGGAAGAACAUUGUGAGCAUGAUUGCAACAGAGCCAGGACAGGUGACUGGACCACGGGUUGGGGAUGAGACACGAACAGCUGAAGACGAUAAAGAUGCCUGUGACCUAGAAGUGAUGUCCCAGAGCCUGAUCCUUCCACCUACAGACCGUCCUUACUUCCUGUUACUACAGGGCUAUGACCAAAGCAAGGAUUUUGUUUUGUACAUCAUGGCGAGCCACACCCACGUUUUCGGACGGAAGCCGACAUUUCGCGAGAGGGAGAAGGACAGAGAGAGGGAACGGAAAGGGAAGAGGGCUCUUAGAGUUGAUACUUUCCUCUCAGCUCCUGACCUGCUCGUCCGUCACCUUCUUGUCAGGAGGGACACAGCUGUCCCUGAGCAGCCCUUCGGUCAAGCUCUGCUGCGCCCAUUCAGAGGAGGGGCUGUCAGUCAUAAUGGAGUUGUGCUGUACAGAGAGGCUGUCCUUAAGCCUGGAGAUCUCAUUGGUCUCGGCAGCCACUUCGUCUUCCUCUAUCGUGACCCCAGAGUGACCCCGGCCCCACCACUAGCAUUGGCUCUACCGGUGCAAGCUGACGCGACGAUUUCCUUUGGCCCUGGGAACAUGAUGGACAGACAGGAAGUUCUCAGAAAAUAUCUGGGAUCGACUGAGGCAGUACUGAAAUUUCAAGCACAUCAUGCAGAUGUCCUCUUACAGGAAAUUAUCUCAAAGAAUUCGACUCCAGAUUCAGGUGGAGGUCCGUUAGCACCAGCUUAUCUGCUGUCACUCAUGAUUGACCAUGCCUCCAAACAUCUGGAUCCUGCACUAACACCCCAGCUGCUGUUGAAGGCAGCCAAUCAGAUAAAGGCGAUUGUGUGGGAGAACAUUAAAGAGUUUGGAGACAAACAUCCCACACAAACCUCUCCGGAGUCCGAGGUUGACGUUCCUCCGCCUAGCGUGCAGAAUCUCUCCUCUGACCUCCGACCUCUCAUGUUCUGGAUGUCCAAUGCUACAGAGCUCCUUAACUUCUUCCAGGUCAAAGUGGAGACUCUGGAGAAGGAAUGGGAGUUUGAGGCGCCUGGUGACCCUGUUCUGUCAGCUGAUAUGGACACUUGCUCUGAUGCACUGGCGCAGCUGGAUGAUGUCAUCAUGCACACUUUCCAGCAGUGUGUUUAUCACCUGACCAAGACCCUGUACUCCCUCCUCCCUGCUCUACUUGACACCAACCCUUUCUCCGGUGAAGAAAAAGAGAAGGAGAAGCCUGGCGCGAGAGAUGGAGAUAGUCACCAAAGUGAAGGAGAGGGCAGUGAGGAAAGUGAUGUAUCGAACCUACCCCCUACUGUAGCAGGGCUGGUGGAAGUGUAUCGCUGUUCCUUGCAGUUGACACGUGAAGCCUGCCUCUCUCCCCCUCUCACCUCCCAGACCUUCGGCUACCUGUUCUUCUUCACCAACACAUCGCUCCUUAACACCCUGCUUGAGAGAGACAGUCUGUUUUCCUGGUCACGUGCGGUGCAGAUUCGCACUAAUCUGGACCUGGUUCUAGAUUGGCUACAGGGAGCGGGACUUGGAGAUAUUGCCUCAGAAUUCCUUAAAAAGCUGUCAAACACUGUCAACUUCCUGUGCAUUCCUAAGACUCGCCUUAUCCAGUCAUCCUGGGCCAACCUACAGGACGAGCAUGCCUUGUUAAGCCCUGCACAGCUUCACCAUCUACUGACUCACUAUAAGCUAGGACCAGCCAGAGCUCCACCUUCCUGUUGGGCUCCACCACCAGGCACCGACCUUGGAGGCGAUAUUUUUGAGAGCUUCCUAGAUCAUCCACCUCUCAUCCUGCCCAAUGAAACGCCAAGCUUGGACCUUACUCAGCCAAUCCCAAACCCUGAGCUCCAAAAGGAAGUAACACGUCUGCGGACUUUCCUGUGGGGUCUGGAUCAGGAAGAACCUCCUGCCAAUCAGAGAACUAGGUUAUAGUAGUAGAAUACAUAAUCUAUGGGGUUAGCGAUGCUUACAUUUAUGCAAACACACACCAAAGUCUUGUCUUAUACAUAUCAUCUGUAAUAAGAUUGCAAUACAUAUCAGUUUUUUUUUUAAGUAAGUAUAAAAUGCUUGAGUUUUUUUUUAUAGACAUGGGUGGUAAAAUUUUUAAGAAAGGAACAAAAUGCUAUAAAAGUUACACUUUACAUAAGGUCCCCGCAUUAUUGUUUUAAAUCAAACUCAAAUAGAAUCAUGAUACAUUGUAUAACUUGUGCAUGAUGCUGAAUAAUUAUCUCUCAUGUUACAUAUUCACAUAAAGUUGACUAAUCAUUGCCUGGUUGCAGUGGUUACUUUACUUAAGUUUUUAACGAAUUUAAUGUAUAUUCACUCUUUUUACCUUUUUUUUAAGCAAUGUAGACAUUGUUGUUGGUGAUGACAACUAGACCAAAUAAACACUAAUGCACACUAAAGGUCACAGUAUAACACUUAAUAUCAUAUGAAAUGCCCUGCAAUUGUUUGGCACUCCAUCCAGGGUGUACCCUCCCUGGUGCCACGAGUCCCCUUCCCGCAACCCGAGACAGUAUAAGCGGUAUAGAGAAGUGAGACAGAGAAAGAGAGAGAGAAAGGUUAUAAUCAUAGUAUACACAUGCCAUAUUUAAAAUAAGAAUUUGAGUUGUUUAUGUUGUUUAUUGUUACUAUAGAUACACUGUGCAACACACCUGACAUCCUUUUCCCUGUGGUGUAAGAAUUUUCACCCUCACUUAUAGUUAAGGGUGUCCCAGUUUCCCCCUUCAGGUCCCCUCUCUGCACUAUAAAGUUGAUGAUUCAGAGUUAUCCGUGAUCUCACCCGCCCUGACAACAUGUUCGACUCCCGACCCAUCUCAAACAUCUGCUUCUCCCUUUAAUACACUGACCUCAUAAUACACUGACAAGGUUCACCUAGAUGCAUUAAAUAUUUUAUCCAUGUCUAAUAUGUUCACAUAUUGCCAAUAAAAAUGAUUGUCAUGAGACCAGUUUAUUUUUGCA